ACUUUCAGCUGUAAGAAUUUGGGUGCCUCUCAUAGUGAUGAACAUUCUCUGGUGCGGGGUCCAACUACCUUACCUUUUUGGCUUCAAACGAGUCAUCAAAGCGGCGCAGACGGUAAAGGAAAUGACCGACUAUGGGUGACAAGAUAAUCACUUGCAUGAUGAGUUAACCUUAUCAAGCGCAGAGCAAAAGAAAUCAAAAUCCCGGGUUUGCCGACCUGUAUGGAACGCCCAUCAGCAGGAACGGGCUGGGUGCCGUGGCUGUCAGCGAAUAGAAAUCACAACGGCGACCAAAGGCUUGAGAUCUGGCUGUUUCUCCACCUCGAUGACCCCCUUUCUUGCGGUCAACCUGAAAAUCAUCAUCCCUGGCCUGUUGAGGGCCCAGAUUCGAGAACUGGUGGAAAUGAGGACACGAUGAAGAACCAUGCAGGCGGCGGCACCCUGAAAAAGGCGUUGCUCCACCCACCCCCUUCCCCCCUUGCGCUUGACAUCCUGACUGGGCGCAGCCUUCAUUCGCCAAACAUUAGCUCCUGAAAAGCCAGCGUGGCGAGCGUUUUCCAUGACUCCAUAACCAGAGCCAUCCCAUUAUCGAACGAUAUCAAACGAGCACAAUCAAUUCUGAAGCCGUCCCCGCCGGUCAAAAGACAAGAGCCCAGGUAUAUGUACUCGUACGCCUGGCUACCUUUAAUAUACUGUUCAUACAAGUACAGUACAUAUAAAAUUGUUCGCGGGUAGAUCUGCGGCCCGUGGAUGCACAGUUUUAGGCCCUCUCUUGGCUCCAGGUCUCGCCCAAGACCCUGCUCGUUGCCAAAUGGAAAAUAACAGAGCAAGCGUGAUAGACGAUGGUAAUAAUGAAAGGACUACCUCUCCAGCGUCUAAAUACCAAUUGACCCGAUCUAGAACAUCAGGUCGUUGUCUGAGCAGGAAUGGCGCGGCGAAGUCGCUUCACCUUCGCCCUGCUGCUGCUCAUUUGUGAGAAGUGAACGUCUAACGCAAGUACAUCACAACGCUCCCGAUAAUUUGGUAGCCAUCACGGUAUCCUGAGGGAAACAGAGCCAAAUGACUGGCAGGGUCCAAGAGAAAAUGCCGCUCUUACCUCGCUGUUGGGGUCCACAAAGUUGGGAGACACUUUCAAUUCUACAGUGAUAUGAGGCCUCGAGGUUGGACGGUUGCAAUCCCCAGUGCCCUGGCUUCACUAUCGUCUUAGCUCUCCUACUCCAAAUGUUUGCCAACGUGGGUAGCAGGAUGAUAUUGUGGAAUUCGGUGUAUGGGCUCCAUGUCUUCAAUGCCCGGAUGCCUUAGGGACUACUCCGUACAAUCUGUGGGCUUCUGACGCCUGCAUUAUUUUCACCCCUUCAUAUAUCUAAAACCGGAGCCAACCUGUCUACUCGUAAGAAACACAACCGGACAAUUAAGUUCGGAAAACAGUUUACAACAGCAAUUUUUGCCAUACCUACGUCGCUAUCUGGAGGGAAGCCUAUCAAUCACCAAAGAGACAAUUUGGGGUGGACCAACCACCAUAGAAUGGCUAUCCGAUAAUCAAGUUUCGCAGGAGGCGCCACGGGCUUACAUUUCUUAAACAACUAGUGUCCUGUUAUAUCCUUCAAAAGCCUGCAUCGGCGAUGGUUAUUUCAUGACUGGGGUCUAGCUUUGUGAUCGAAUUUCACCAAGCUCUCCCGUCCCGAAUCUCCACUGACAAACUGCAGCAGAUGCAUGCAAGCCCGACUACGAAAAUCGUCGAUAAACUAAGUGACAAUCAUAACUCCUCGAGGCAACGGAUUAUCUCCAAGUCUAGUAGUGAAUUUGUUUACCUAGUCACGAUAAUCCAUGCAUUACAUGACUGAACGAAGCUGAUUUGCAUCUAUUGUUUAGGAUCUGUGGACCUAGCUACAUGGACAACGUAGUAGCGAUACUGUACCAGAUGUACAUGUACAUGUACAAUGUACAGUACGUUUUGAGCCACGGAAUCUAGGCCUUAGUCUACUAGCUUCUAGAUUGCGAGAUUCACCCGAUCACUUGGUCCGUUUCUCCAGAGCAUGAGUAUGUGGACUUGCCUUUGCGAUCGUUUCAUAUUUCCCAAUUUGCCGUCCCGAUAUCGACCUGACAUGGAGCCUUGAUCCAACCGAUCUCCCUCAGAAUCGUUGAACAUACGAGGCCCCAAAAGCAAUAGUGCUUGACAGAUUGUACUUGAAAAUACGCCCUUCAUAUCCGCUAACCUAUGGCCCGCGUCCUCGGUCACUUCUUUUUUGUUCUGGUCAGACAUAGUUGUGAAAACUUUCACAGGCUUGCUUGUACCUUAAGCAGAGUCUUCAAAGAAUCCGUGACUUAUUUCAAACCCACCUAUCAUGGUAGAAGCUUUACCCUUCAAUCACGGAGGAACUCUCGAAAGGUUCAGCGUGCAUAAAAACAACCCCGUCUUCCAAUGAAGACUUUUCAAAAAAAGGCUGGAUCCUCGUAAGGUCCUUUACAUGAUAAAUGGGUCAGUAUGGCUGGCAGCUAGACAUCCCGCACAUGGGGAAUUGAGGGCUGCCUCGUCGAACGAGCCAGUUAACUAGAGGGUGACUACCUCCCCGAGCUACAGAUCAUCAGUUUGCCCCAUUCUACUUCCGUUGUACAUGUACAUACUUUUCAAAACUCCUUAUUCAACGACCCCGUAACGGAUUACGCUGAUAUAUCGAAUCCUGCCAUCAUCAUUUGCAUGUUCUUCCAGCUACACUCAGACCUCAGCCACUAACUAUCCUUUGCCUAGUUAUCCUAACGGUAUCAUUUCAAAUUCCAUUCUAGAUCGGAGCAGGGAGUGGUUUUAAAGCCUGACAUCAACCCGCCCCGUUAUUAAAUAUUCACUCCUAAAUUUGUUUCGUCUUUGGCUUCCUUCCAAUUUCAUUGCUUCAACUUUUUGAUUCCUUGAUCCGCAUCUCCUUGAGGUUUUGCCAUAUCCAUAUAGCUCCAAAUCCCACAUCGCCAAGUUUGACAUCAGUUCCCCUACCAAGAUGAGCGAACCUGAGCCACUCAAAUUGACGGAGGAGAGGUUGGCGAUGCAUAACAAGCUAUAUAAACCGAGUCUAGAAACCCACUGUAGGCAUGCGAGUCAGCUAGUGGAAAUGGAAAGAAUGAGCAUGGGCUUGCUACCCCUGGACACCGAUUCCCUCAACAAAGAGCACUGCUCUACAUCAUCUCUACCAACUGAGCUGCCAUUUUCUCAAACAUCGGGCCUUUUCACGGGUUCUUUUGGCUCAACGAACGGGCCACUCAAAAAAUCCCCUCUCGAGCAUCCGUUAGAACGGCUUUUGACACCUGGUGAUCUCAGUGAACCGAUCUACUUUGCGAGGCAAGCAUUAAAGCAGUACGGAUUUGAAUAUGGGUCACGGGCCUCGGUCGAUGCCAGAAAGAAGCUGGGACGUCUCAACUAUGAGUCGACAAAGUCGACCGCCAAAGCCGCAGUGACGGAUAAGAAUGAUCGCAGUAAUCGGAAAAGUUAAAUCUCAUGGUUCUCUCUCCCGUUUUAGCACCAGUUUUCAGACGAAUCGCACGCUGUAACAGCAAGGUCAGGAAGACCACGCCAAAAAAACAACGAUUGUCCCAAAGCACUCGAUUUAUACAAAAUAGAACCUGCCGGAGGACCAUACUGUUAAAGGCUUUUUUCGGAAUUUUUAUCAUGCCUUAUUCCCCCUUUCCUUCGUUUGCUCUUCUGCCCUCGUUUACUGCGCCUCCCUACCUUGGGAGCCUGUUGGGAGCCGCUCAAGGCAACGCACCACUUUCUAAGCCCAGUUAAGAAAAGAAAAAAAAAAAUCACUAUUUCCUUCUCUCAGCUUCGCUCAGCCCUUGCACUGCGCCACUUAGUUAAUACCUUGACUACGCCACAUAUGGAUCUUACUACCAUCCCAAAUACCCUUUGCCCCACCUUGUAUUCUCUCCCAAUUGCAUUCUUUCCCUUCUGGCUUCUCCAAGUUACAAAUGGCUUAUACUCCGUACUUCGGUGCUCUCCACCCUUCAAUUGUGCCAUCCCUAUCGUUAUUAUUUCCUAGAAUUUUUGAUGAAAAGCACAGCACAGCUCUGCUCUUGAACUCGUACCAUCGCUUUCAAAAAUUGGCAAUUGAAAAUGCUUUGACAUUCCCUUUCUUUUUACGAUUAUAGAAUUGAAUGGCAAGCCUGAGUAAAAUCAUUAUUCUCGCGCGAAGAUAGAAGAGUAAGAAAAUGGUAAAUGUACCUCUACCAGAUGAGAAUAUAAUCCGGCCGGGUACUUUACGUCCGCUUUGUCACGAUCUAUUUAGCUCUCCCGAAUGAAUCUCAACAAGAUAUCACAAAAAAGGCCCACAAGAGCAAAAUCCUAUGCUAGCGUAGCCACUAGUCUAUCGAAUGCACAAUAGAAGCACUUGGUAGUGCCGAGCAUUUCCCAAGAAGAAGAAGAAGAAGAAGAAGAAGAAGAAAAAGAAAAAAGAAAAACAACAAACUUUACCUAGGCAGUGGGUCAACUUUGGAAAUUACCUACAGACAGCAGCAUUCGCCUGUUGUGGUACAGGCAACCCCGGGUUAUUGUGCAUAGAUAUGAAGAGUCGUUCACAAAACCACCCUGAGAACUUUCAACGCACGAAUAAUUGCAUUCUCCCAGGUUGCUGCAGGUGGGUGUCCUUUAAUCUCUAUUGUCAUCCGUAAUCAGAGAUUCUGUGGGUAUGUGUUACGAUGCCCGAAAAUGGGACUGUUCACAAAUCAUCAGUUUUACUCAGUUCCUCGAGCCAUGCUUCAGGGUGAUACAGCACUGAGGGCAGGACGACGUACUUCUUAGUCGAUAAUUUAAAAUGGAUCUCUCUCCAUUGAUCUUUCGAUCACCAUUAUACUCCGCUCUGCUGUCUAAAAACCUUAACUCACCGCCGACAAUCCAUAUAGACAAGGCAUUUUGUGUAUCAGCCCAGCCAAACCACGGUGGCAAAAGGAACACACCAGCCAGCUCUCUGGGGGAAAAGAGAAUGACAUUUUGGACGUAUCAUUGGUAACUCUCGUGGGAAACGGCCCGCGAUUGCACUUUUCUCGGCUUCAUCGUUUUGCUGCGACUUUUUUUUCUUUAAUUACGUUGGUUGCCGGGGAAAAAAAGGAUGAUGUAUUUCCUCUUCCCAAGUGAGCUUUCAUCUUUCCUUUCGAUCAUCAUAGCUCCUUACUUUUGUUUAUUAUUGUUUUAUUAUUGUUUUAUCCCUCUUGGUGUCGCUUGCCUUUGUCAACUCCCCAGUGUAUUUAAACCGCUUUUGAGUUCAUGGGCUGUGCAUAAAUUUGAUUGAAAGGCGGCCAGAAAAUCAUGAGA
Messenger RNA from Blastomyces gilchristii SLH14081, 5290 nucleotides. RefSeq lists its product as uncharacterized. Lineage: Eukaryota; Fungi; Ascomycota; Eurotiomycetes; Onygenales; Ajellomycetaceae. The transcript has 3 exons. The record is from RefSeq and is a predicted model, not a curated record. The coding region runs from base 2988 to 3476 and encodes 162 amino acids.